UGUAUGGUGAGAAUCUUAACCCGCACUCUGCCGUUCCUUCAUCUUUCCGCUGUUUCUCCUCGCGGGGCACGAUUCUUGUCGAGGAGAUACACGUACAUGUACUAGUAUAUGGGUCACCGAGAGUUGAGAGCUAGCACCAGUUGUUACAUCUGUGUGCUGCUGCUGCUGCGUGGAUUGGGCUUCUUGUCUUCAGCUCCUUCUUCAUAGUGGGUUGGGUGAGAACCAUACCUAGACGAUCCUACCAUUGUAUGUUCUAGACAACGUACGCCUUUCCGGACCUUCACUCUGGUUUCAGGAAAUUCUAAAGUUUACUUGCACGAAUCCUUCCUCACCACGUCUGUUGUUCUCUUCUUCUGAUAAUUGAGAACACUGCUCUUGCCGGGUAGUGCUAGUCUCGGGUUUGGCACUAAUAAGACGUGGAAGUUACUGAUUGCCACCACGCCAGGAUGACAUCGGAAAAAUACAGAGACUGCAAGGCAUUCCAAAGCCACGAGCUGUUUCCGCUAUUGCAACUGUUAGCCGACAGUCACGAUCGCAUUCCUGGACAGGAUCACCCUGAAGUCAUGCACAAUGAAAUGGAAAACCUCCUUCGUCUCGAGCUGGGCAAGUACGAUGAUAGGACUCGCAUUCGUACUCCGAAGGUCCAGGAAGGAAUGGAUGACAUAACCCAAGCUAUAUUGGAUGAGAUGUCAAAUUUACUGGACAACUGCACAAAAUUGCUCGAUCUUCACAAGCAAUGUCACAGACGCAAGCAACAGCAGAUCUGUCGCAUCCAGAAAUACUUCCUGGAGAAGUCCAGUGCUAUCAUCAAUAGUGUGAAGCCGUUGCAGCAGGCACCGGUGUACCAGCCUCGGGGAGACGGUGCUACGCCAGGAACAGUGGAGCCUCGGGGAGACGGUGCUACGCCAGGAACAGUGGAGACCGGAGGAUCAGUACUGGUCGGGAAGAGAUCAGCUGAUUCAUUGGAGAACCGGCCCAGUCAAUUCCAGCUCCAUCCUAGAGGUGAUAACGCGAGCAGUUCCAAUUUUCCGCCCGCUAGGAGAAGGAUCUGUGCAAGCCAUAUUCUGGAUGGCAGGCAACGGGCUGAAGUUACCAAUGAUGAAAGUGCUGAUGACAUCAGUGUAUCCAGACAUGAAGAGAGAAGUCCCCCAGAUGGAGAGCAGGCACUUAUCUCCCCCGGUCUCGACAAUGAGCAGGGUCGCAUGAAAUCAAUGUUCCGACAUCCACCAACAGUCACCGGCUACUUGAAGGAGUGGUAUAGCAAACACAAAGAGUUCCUCUUUCUGUCUGCCCCUCUCUCCCUUUCUAUUAAUUUUCUCUUUCUCUCUCCCUUUUUAUUGUUUUCUAUCUCUCUCUCACAGAACCCAUACCCUACUGCUCAGGAAAAGGAGAUGCUUAUUGCCAAAUCGGAGAAGACGUUUGGCUUUACAAUGACCAAACAGCAGCUUGAUAACUGGUUCAUUAAUCAGCGUCGGCGAGUUUCGGACGGUCUCAAUCGCUCAAGGCUAGGAUCAGUUGGCCAGUCUGUGGCUGAAUCCGGCACAGCGUGCACAGCAGUAUCAUCAACCUCAACCAUGCAGAUCGGCAAUCCACAGAGCCAGCUGAGCAGCCACACACCAACUUCCAUCCAAUCGCCGACUAUGCCCAGCAACACUGCACUCAGUCCUGUUCAGCUGCAGAUGGUGAUGUCACAGCAGCACUGGGAUAGUCGGCACGCAACAAGCACACUUGGACCAGCAUCCAUCUUGAAGUCACCAACAACCCUCACUCGUGCUCCCAUUAUCUUCACCACCAAAAACCCUGGAGUUGCAAAGAGUAGCAUAGCCAUUGCUGCUCCACAGCAAGUCCUUCUAUUGACCCCUGCUCCUCAACCUGCUAGCACACAGCCCGCAGUCCUAUCAGCACUGUCACCACCGUCCGUUCUUCCACCAGUGUCAGGUAUCACGGUAGUAUCACCACCAGCUAUACCGGUGGCAACUUCUCCUCUGCACAUGGUGUCCCCAUCAGCUGGGACAUAUGCCUGCACGCAAAACCCUAUGCCAGAAGUCAACCGUGUGUCCCACCCUUAGCCAAUCCGCCCACCAAGGCUACCAGGGUGCUACAACCCUUGUGUACCCAGUGUCUGACAAUAACCCUAAUAUCAAGCUCAACGCCCGACACAAGCCAACAGCAUAGCUAGUUUAUCACAGCCAGCUCAGAGCACAAGCCACACAACACUGUCAGCUACAACGCAGCCCGGCAGUCAACCAGUCAACCUUAUCAACUGCAACUACCCGUGGGCGAACAAAACCGCAGCAGCAGGUACGGACCACCCAGGACCUCCUCGACUAGCCGCAUAAUUCUCCAUCGGCUGAUGCAGAACAAUGCAAAUAAAGCUUCCAACUAACUUCCAACAGUGCACAAUGCAUAUCCAGAAGCUAUAGUUCAACCAUCUGUCUCUGCUAUCCUGCACUGCCACAAUUGCACCUGCCUCUAACUUACUAGCCAGCACUGUCGCAAUUGCAACUAGUUCCACUGCACUGUACAAGUGUCCUGCAAGGACACUCACUCUUCAAGAAUUCCUGGUAUCAUCGUGAGUCAGAAAUGCCUGUCUGAUUCCUACUCCCUGUGACAAUAUUCGUCUAAAAGCCCCUUUCAUGCAUAUGCUCCUGGGGCUUUAUAGCUAUUCUUAGUUGUAGGACUGGUUCUUAUGUAGAACACAGCUCAUCAUCAUCACGGUAUUUUCCUAGGUGUGUAAUUGUCUGUGAUGUGUCACCAAUGCGGCACAAGGCUUCAGUAACUAGUUACUCUGUAUUGCUAUCCUGUGUUUGAUUCACGAAGCCCGAGGUAUCUACGAUGUGUGGUGCGUGCACUUUUUUAGGUAAGUAUCACUUCAAUGACUUUACUUCCCAACCUGUGAGUUGCCUGCUCUCUUUCCUUCUCUCUUGCCACCCUGCCUCAGUCAGUCAGUAAAUCUAGAUCGGCUAAAGAAGCCAGAAACCUUGUCCGCCGUUCAGACAUGUCGCGACAGUGGCCUGGCCACUGCACCAACAGCAUGCUGACUAGGCGGCCGCUGUACAGCCUACACUACAGGCUAUGUGUGCUCUCGCUCCCUGUAUCACUGUGAACUAAUGUUAUUACUAGUAUUAUUUACUGCGUGACAUUCACCACCAUUUCGCUCUGUUUAUAAUAAUUAUACCGUCUGGUAAUUAUUAUUAUUUUUAGUUCAACUAACCUGUCACCAAACCA
Messenger RNA from Sycon ciliatum, 3228 nucleotides. RefSeq names its product homeobox protein Meis2-like. The transcript has 10 exons. Gene Ontology annotation, biological process: regulation of transcription by RNA polymerase II. NCBI's taxonomy places the organism in Eukaryota, Metazoa, Porifera, Calcarea, Leucosolenida, Sycettidae. The coding region runs from base 447 to 2069 and encodes 540 amino acids. Gene Ontology annotation, molecular function: RNA polymerase II cis-regulatory region sequence-specific DNA binding. The record is from RefSeq and is a predicted model, not a curated record.